Messenger RNA from Topomyia yanbarensis, 638 nucleotides. RefSeq lists its product as uncharacterized. Bases 145 to 573 code for a protein of 142 amino acids. NCBI's taxonomy places the organism in Eukaryota, Metazoa, Arthropoda, Insecta, Diptera, Culicidae. The record is from RefSeq and is a predicted model, not a curated record. The transcript is spliced from 2 exons.
GCGGGCGGCACAAAGCCCAAUCUUGGCACCAUGUUCUUCCGACGAGCGCAGUUUUAAUAAGCUCAUUCAUCGAUUACCCUCAGAAGCGAAAAGAUUCAUUUCGAAUAAACUAGAUCUUCCGAUCAUCACCCACAAACAGGAGCAAUGAGAACUUUAGCAAUAGUACUACUCUGCUUAGUAGUAGUAGCCAACUACGGAACAGUAACGGCCCUGCGCUGCAUCCAGUGCCAGUCGGUCAACGCAACCUGCUACGAACCGAUCCUGGAUUGUAGCAAGGGAUCGGCGGACGUCAGCCUACAGCUGCUGCAGGUACUCAAACCGUCGCUUGUCGUAGGAACGAAAGGAGAUAAAUUCCGUUGCUUCGAAGUGGACGUCAAAAAAGAGGCAGUUACAGUGUACAUCAAGGGAUGCAUAUACGAUGACGUUGAUGUGUGCGCCGGCGAAACCAACGAGGGCGAGCAAGGCUACUGCGAACGUUGUACCUCCGACGAGUGCAACGCGGCAACCAGCCUCGUGGUAAAUUUCGGCCUACUGCUAGGAUUACUUCUGGCAGUUAAAGCAUAUUGGAUGUAGUAAUAGAGCAAAUGAGGACAUUGUAAGAUUGGACUAUUAAAGAAGUUGGGGCGAUAGUGUUUGAA